AUGGUAAAAGCUCGUUUACAGAAAUCAAAUCUUUUUUUAUGGAAAUCAAAUAAAAAAUUAGAUGAUUGCAUAGCAACAACAUUACAAGAUAUUCGCAACAUUAUUGAAAUAAAUUAUGGUAAGAAAUAUGAACCAGAUGACGUUGCAUCAAUUUUAGACCUACUAAGAUGUGAUGAACAAGAAGGAAAACAAACUGGUUUAUUUCCAUCGAAAAAUAUAAAUAAAUUAAUAAAUAGUUAUGUCAACGAUAUUCGAUUUAUGACUUGUGCGUCAUUAUAUCCGAUUAAACCUUUUACUAGUGUCUGUUUAAAUUGUGGUAAUAAAUUAAAUCUCUAA
Molecule: messenger RNA, 336 nt
Organism: Didymodactylos carnosus
Lineage: Eukaryota; Metazoa; Rotifera; Eurotatoria; Philodinida; Philodinidae
Source: the annotation of a GenBank genome assembly